CGGGUUCCGCCUUCCUCCAGGAAGCAAUCCGGGCUGCGGGGAAGAUGCUGUAGUGGGAACGGAAGUGGCCUGGAGUGGAGCACAGCGACGAUGAACAACAAAUUCGAUGCGUGAGUUGCAGCCCCGCAGCCUGAGUGAAUGUGUGUUCACCACGUGUGAUAACACAAUGGGGGGAAGGAAUAUAACAACACAUAUAGGCUGUUACUACUGACACCAACUCACUGCUCCCACCAGCAUGCAUGCCAGCAUUGUGCCAGCAUUGUCACUGGGGAGAUGUACACAGUGUAAAGUGCCAGGACACAACUGGGCAAAUAGCUGCUCUGCACCACAUAACAGCAUGGGAUAGUGCUGGCAGCAGUAUGUAGAAAUAUAUCAACAUUCAACAGCAUAACACAAUGUGACAUGGAUCACUGAACCACUGUAUUGACACCAUAGCAACAGGUUGAUCAACAUUUGAAAUUGUAUUCAUAAAACACAACAUUUAGGGCACAGUAUACAAGAUUUACAUUCAAACUCGCUUAUUUCUCAACUAAAAUUUGGAAAUUUACUUUUUCAUUUUCUUGGCCACAGUCAAAUCUAUAAUGAAAAAAAACAUUGCAGGCAAACGAAAAGUGAAGCAUCAAGUUUGAAAUAUGUUUACUGCUGCAUAAAAUGUUAUGCUCAAUUUCUGGAUGGCAUUAAUCCAUCCGUUCUUCACAAACACACACACACACACACACACAUUAUAAUGGAAUAUCGUAGAUGUUAUGUAUAUUUGUGAUGUGCGAGUGAACGAGAAUGUUAUAAAGAAAAUAUUGGUUGAAAGCAAAUUUCGGUAUAUGUAGUACACAUUUGCUAGUUCUCAGUUUCAAUAUAGGAAUAUAAUAUGUUAAAUAUGCAGAGAUAUGCUGAUCUGGAAAUAUACAUUGGUUUGAAGAUUUAACAACUAGUAACACACCCUAGUAUGAUGCUCUAAUUUGUAAUCUUUAUUUGUUUGAAUCUUUAUCCCCCAGUUUGAAAGAUGAUGACAGUGGGGAUCAUGAUCAGAAUGAAGAGAAUGGCACACAGAAAGACAGUGAGAAGGAAAAAAAUGACAAGGACAAGAAUCAAGGAACCUCUAGAAAGAAGGUAUUACCAACAAUUCUGUUAUCUCCGAUACAAAAUAAACUCCAUUACAUACUUUGUGAGUGAGCAUGAUGAAAGCUGUGAAAAUCUCAAGGUUUACUGCAAUUAAAAGGACACUCCACUACAAAAAUACUAAAUAAAUCAAAAUCACUGUUUAGUAGAUUUGCCCAAUAAAUAAAAACACAAAAAAACGUAUUAAAUUAUGAUUAUUUUUUUCUCUUGGGGGUAUAUCUAAAACCAGCUUGCAGUUCUCUUAUCUGCAUCUUUUGAAAUCUGCAGUUUUUCCAAAAUGAAAAAAACAGGACACACUUUUCACAUACAAAAUCUUUUAACCCCUUACGGACACAUGACAUGUGUGACAUGUCAUGAUUCCCAUUUAUUCCAGAAGUUUGGUCCUUAAGGGGUUAAGCAAGCUAAAGUGCUUUAGGUGCAAGGAGUAUCCCUUAAAAGUUUGUUAAAGGGACACUCUGAACACGCUAGUGGGCUGUAGUUGUUAUUGUGCCAGGAAUGCCCUGCUGCUUCCCACUCUAAGUUGUGAAACCGUUUUAGAACGAUUUGACUUUUUACCUAGGAUCUGCUAGAUGGUGCUUAUCAACACUACAAAUCACUGAGGACUGAAAGCUUUCUACUUUGAGCUAAGCCUAGCAGUGUAAAGCUUAGCUCUUUAUCUUAGCAAGAUCAGUUAAUGUUCUCAGCCAAUAAGCUAGCCCUGUACUGCAAAAGGAAGUUCUCUUCUGGCUGUCACUGGACUGUACUGAGUUGAGGAUCGAUCUCUCAGGAGUUCUCUCAAUUAUUCUAAAAUUGUUUGACUACUUAGAAUGAGGGGUGCCAGGUAACUUGAAGCACCAUAACCACUACAGUGCUUUGAAUUGGUUAUACUGCCUGGAGUGUUCCUUUAAUACACAUUAGCGCAAUGCAGCAUGUUAUGUAAGUAGUCAUAAUUUACAUAAACAUCCACAUGUCCAACUGAUAUAUCAGUUUAUAUGUAUGUCAGGCCCAUCAUGCAUUUCUAAAGUAACUUAUUUGAAUUUUUCUCAGACUGUUGUUCCAGGACCAGCUGAGCACCCUUUGCAGUACAAUUACACAUUUUGGUACUCCCGCAGAACGCCAGGAAGACCAACCAGCUCCCAAAGCUACGAGCAGAACAUUAAACAGAUUGGUACCUUUGCCUCUGUGAGUACAUAAUGUUUGUCAGUGCAUUUUCUUCAGAUACUCUAAUCAUGGAACAUGAGAUAGUGGUGAAAAAAGAGAUGAUGGUUAAGUCACACCAACUAUACACAUUCACUCACAUCCAAUAAAUGUACAGAAGGACUAAAAUUAGGUUUCAGUCAUAUUCAAUACCUCCAAAACAUGUAUCACGCAUAGUUAACAUGUAUAUUGAGAUCAUCUCAUUCAGAGAGAUUUUCCUCUAAAAAUGGUAGGUAAACAUAUGAAAUACAUUUUAAUUACAAUUCUCCAUAAAAAGAAAACAAUCUAUAAUUUCCUUUUUUUUUUUAUCUUAUAUUAUGCUUUUAGACUUUUUUCUGAGUAAGUACCCAAACUGGGUAUAUUAAUUAUAGACAAAAAAAUUACAGCAUUGUUCCAGGAUUAAAUAUUUAAUAUAAAAUUACAAUAAGUACUGUUAAUAGUUAAAUGAACUCUCCGGGCACCAAAACAAGUUCAUCUAAAUUAAGUUGUUAUGGUGGCAGGAGACCCUCUGUCACACUCUUACCUCAAGGUGUUAAACUGUUCUCAAAUGGUUUAACCCUAUAAUUGCCUCUUGGUCUGAUCUCAACUCUCCUUCCCUCCUUCCCCCCCAAAGCGGCAUUUGGCUUCUGAAAUUUGAGUGCCACUCAGCUUAUCAGCCUUGCCAGCAGCGCUCUGUGCUUCCUGAAAGUGAAAUUUCACAAGCCAGAUGCCUCUUUGGAGGGAAGUUUAGAUUGGUGCUGGAGGCAACUUUGCAACCGGUUUAACCCCAUGAGGUAAGAAUGCGCCGGAGGGCUCCUGGCACCACAGCAACUUCAUUUAAAUUAAGUUGUUAUGGUGUCUUAAGUUGACUAAACUGUCUCUUUAAGCCAUGUAGUUUUAAAAUCAUAUUAGUAUAAAAUUUGAAUUUGUAUUUAUUAUUUAUUUUUUUUCUUAGAAAGCAACUGCUGAUAUUUCUGUGUCAUUGACAGGUUGAACAGUUCUGGAGAUUCUACAGUCAUAUGGUACGUCCUGGGGACCUAACAGGACAUAGUGACUUCCACCUUUUCAAAGAAGGCAUCAAACCAAUGUGGGAGGUAAGGUGCCAUAUGGAGACAGGGUCAGUGGUAACAUAAAUUUCAAAAGGAUUUCAAAGCAGUGCUGCAUUUCAUGACAUGAAGAAUGACCUGAGGGCCAAAACCAUAAUACUAUAGCAUAUCUGGGUCUCUUUUUGUUUGUUUCAUUUGUCUUGGUUUUAUUUUACAAAUAAUCAUUAAAGGGACUCUAUAAACACCAGAACAAUAACAACUCAAUGUUAUGCUUAUUGGGCAAAGAGAUUGUCGUUGCAGUUUUAGCCGUGUAAACACUGCCUCUGCUGAGAAAUGAAAAGUUUACUGGACUGACAUUCAGUGUCUUAAUGCUUAAAAUAAAUAUACUGAACGUUCCCCAUAGAGAUGCGUUGAGGAGAUGCUGAGUAGCACAGCACCCCAGCCCUCCAAUACUUCUCUAUGGGCAAGCUUUUGGAUUGACUGAGAUUAUCAGUAUUGAUAAUUUCAGCCAGAUGAGAAGGGGGAUUAAUCUGUUUUGUUUUUUUUUCUUCUGAGGGGCUCUGUGAACCGAACCAGCUACUGUAACACUGUGACGUUAGAAAUACAUGUUUUGCUGCACAAUGUAACAUUUGUUUAGUUGUUUUCCAAAUAAAAUGCAUUUUUACAACUAUUUGCUACCGAGUAUAGACUGAUACAGUUGUGCUCAAAAGUUUGCAUACUCUGUCAGAAAUUGUGAAAUUUUGUUAUUGAUUUUGAAAAUAUGACUGAUCAUGCAAAAAAUUUAUUUUAUUGAAGGAUAGUGAUCAUAUGAGGCCAUUUAUUAUCACAUAGUUGUGUGGCUCCUUAUAACAGAUAACAGAAAUCAGCCAAAUGGCCCUGAUCAAAAGUUUACAUACCCUUGAUUGUUCGGACUUGUUACAUCCACAGCUUAAAAUGGCAAUUAAAUGUUAAUUUCCCACACCUGUGGCUUUUUAAAUUGCAAUUAGUGUCAGUGUAUAAAUAGUCAAUGAGUUUGUUAGCUCUCACGUGGAUGCACUGAGCAGGCUAGAUACUGAGCCAUGGGGAGCAGAAAAGAACUGUCAAAAGACCUGAGUAACAAGGUAAUGGAACUUUAUAAAGAUGGAAAAGGAUAUAAAAAGAUAUCCAAAGCCUUGAAAAUGCCAGUCAGUACUAUUCCGUCACUUAUUAAGAAGUGGAAAAUUCGGGGAUUCUUGAUACCAACCCAAGGUCAGGUAGACCAAGAAAGAUUUCAGCCACAACUGCCAGAAGAAUUGUUCGGCAUACAAAGAAAAACCCACAGGUAACCUCAGGAAAAAUACAGGCUACUCUGGAAAAAGAAAGUGUGGUUGUUUCAAGGACCACAAUACAAUGAUACUUGAACAAAAAUGAGCUGCAUGGUCAAGUUGCCAGAAAGAAGCCUUUACUGCACCAGUGCCACAAAAAUGCCUGGUUACAAUAUACCCGACAACACCUUGACAUGCCUCACAGCUUCUGGCACACUGUAAUUUGUGAGUUAUAAGACCAAAAUAGAGCUUUAUGGUCACAACCAUAAGCGCUAUGUUUGGAGAGGGGUCAACAAGGCCUAAAGGGAAAAGAAUACCAUCCCCAGUGUGAAGCAUGAUGGUGGCUCACUGAUGUUUUAGGGGUGUGUGAGCUCUUAAGGCACUGGGAAUUUUGUGAAUAUUGAUGGCAAAAUGAAUGCAGCAUGUUAUCAGAUAAUACUGGCAGACAAUUUGCCGCCUUCUGCACGAAGGAUGCGCAUGGGACGCUCUUGGACUUUCCAGCAUGACAAUGACCCUAAGCUCAAGGCCAGGUUGACCCUCCAGUGGUUACAGCAGAAAAACGUAAAUGUUCUGGAGUGGCCAUCACCGUCUCCUGACCUUAAUAUCAUUGAGCCACUCUGGGGAGAUCUCAAACAUGCGGUUCAUUUAAGUCAGCCAAAGACUUUGCAUGACCUGGAGGCAUUUUGCCAAGACGAAUGGGCAGCUAUACCACCUGCAAGAAUUAGGGGCCUCAUAGACGACUAUUACAAAAGAUUGCAUGAUGUCAUUGAUGCUAUAGGGGACAAUACACAGUAUUAAAAACUAUGGGCAUGCAGACUUUUGAACAUGGUCAUUUAAUUUUUUUCUUCAUUGCCAUGUUUUGUUUUAUGGGAUGUGCCAUUCUGUUAUAACAUACAGUUGGAUAUGAAUCCCAUAAGAAAUAAAACAAAUGUGUUUUGCCUGCUCACUCAUGUUUUCUUUAAAAAUGAUACAUAUAUUACCAAUUCUCCAAGGGUAUGCAAACGUUUGAACACUACUGUACAUAUGUCUUACAAUAUUCCAUCUGAUAUAUUGUUGUUUCUUUCAUCCAAGGGUAGGAAAGCAAAUCCUUAUGGUGGACACUACUCAAAAUGUGAGAUUAGAAAUAUGACACAAGUCAUGCUUUUUCCUAGUUUUCUGUUUGAAUAGUUGUCCAUUAAAAUAUUCACAAUGUUUUGAAUCUGAAGAGUAAGUUUUAUAAUGUUUAGAUACUACAGUGGGUAUUAAGUCACUCAAAUAGAAGAAUCAGGAGGAAAAGGGAAUAAGGAAGUAACGAAUGGGACAGAAACAUAAAAACAGUGGCAGAGGUUGGGUUCCAAGCAAAAGCAAUUGGUAAAAGGUCGGUGUACUCCAAGCUAAUGGUUUGUAACAAAAGUAGUAUUGUUCUAAGUAGGUAAUAAGUUGCCUUUGUAAGAAGUAGAAAAACCAUUCCAGUUUAGUAUGUUGUCUACCCUCAAUAGAUCCAGUAAAGAGAGUACAUCAUCAGCCAACGUUAGGGUUUUGUUUUUGUUUGUUUGUUUUUGCAAAAAGGUUUGAAUGCCUGUUUAAGAAUCUAAAGGUUCAUUGAUAAAGCCCUGUUAGAAAGUUAUGGUUAUCAGUAAGUGGGCAUAAUAGACCAUAUUCAGUUGAGAAUGACAGAUAAUCAACAUGAUCUAUAAAUAGGCAUCAUGAUCUAUCCAAACCACUGCUGAAAUCAUCUAUCCAGCUACCUCCUGUUCUAAAAUGGGUGACUGUUUUUUAUUGUCUGAUUUAUGCCAUUACGCCACUCAAGAAAGAUGCAGUGCCUUUCUGCAGAAUUAUAACUGAAAAAAUACAGUUACUUAUUAGGCUAAAGAAGAAGUUAAGUUUAACUGGUCGUCCGGUUUAAACAAGUAAGAUAAACAUUGUAUAGGUGAUGUUAAAUUAAAAAAACAGCUUUUCUUUAUAAAAGAAUAUCUCUAGAUUAAUUCCAUCACCACUAUCUGUUUUGGCAGUCACCAGACUAAUGCUUUUUAAACAGAAUGAGGAAGUGAUUGUCUGCAAGAACAAAUCAACCUAUCUGCCAGUCCAAUGCUUUUCAUAGAAUAUUUUUUUAGGACUUUUGUAAAAGUGACAAUUUCUUUAGGUACUGAUUUUAGCACUAUAGGGUCAGGGAUACAUGUUUGUGUUCCUGACCCUAUAGUGUUCCUUUAAUUUGAUCUUAAAUGCUUCCAUAUUAUGCUCACUAUUUCAUAAGUGCUUUCUAAUAUGAAUGUUUGAAUAUAGGCUAACACUAUUAGUUAUUACAAGAUGCAAACAAGCAUACAAGUGCAUACUUCUCUGUAAAUGCAUUUCAAGCAGAAACUACCAGUAAAAGCAGAAGUGGUCAUAGCAGUUGGAGUAACCCUGUAAAGUAUGCGGCACCUUAUUACCUGUGCCUCACAUUUCCUUUCUCUAACCCCAUUUUGUAUUUGUGUCCUAUUUCACCCACGUCUUUUUUACAUCAUUCUCAUUUUCCAAACCAUCAAUUCCUCUAGUAAGGAGCAUGUAAUUCUGGUCUGGACUGAUCUUAUGCCAAAACAAACAAUACAUUUUUUGACUCAGGAGACUCAGCAUGUACAGACUCUUUCCACAAUAACAACUACUAUGACAUGUAGUGUUUAUGGUGUUUAGAAAAGUAACACCAAAUAGGCAUGUACCUCGUUUUACUGAUCAGAGGGAAAUUGCAACGUGUCUGUUUUUGUUUUGUUAGUUUUAAGGACCCCCACACACAGCUUUUCUGAUUAAAUGUUAAGCAACAGUUUACGUUUUUAAGUAACACUAUAGUCACCAGAACAACUACAGCUUAAUAUAGUUGUUCUGGUGUCUAUAUCCUGUCUCUGCAGGUUUUUUUUUGCUGUAAGCCGUGCCUUUUGAGCAAGAAGGCAAUGUUUACAUUACUGCCUUGGAACACCUUUAGUGGCCACUCCUCAGACGGCCUCUAAACGCUGCAUUUGCACUUUGUGAUAUCAUUUACGACUUCAGGCUGAAACUAUUUUUUUGGCAAUAUAUUUUUUCAAGUAAACAAUAGGAUACUUACCUUUAAAUUAAAUUUGAGUGUGAUGUUAUUUUAUAUUUUAGGAUUUGGCUAGAAGGUUUUUUUUUGGUGGGUAACCUCAAUACCGGCACCACAAAGCCGGUUGAGUGCCAGCAUUCAUUCAAGUUUGUCUAUUCAUAUAUCUUAUCCAUGUUCUCUGUAGGAUGAUGCAAAUAAAAAUGGUGGGAAAUGGAUUAUCCGUUUGCGCAAAGGUUUGGCAUCACGCUGCUGGGAAAACCUGAUCUUAGCAAUGCUGGGAGAGCAGUUUAUGGUUGGAGAAGAGAUAUGUGGUGCAGUUGUCUCCGUUCGUUUCCAGGUGAGAAAUAUAAAUGUCAAUGAAAACUGUGACAAAAUACCACUGGGAAUGUAGAUCUACCAGCGAAGACCAUUACCAAAACGGAAGGUCAAGCCAGCAGCUACAGCUACCCCAGCUGGGUUGGCCUCCAGAAAGGCUUGUCCUUCCUGGCGUUUCCCAUGCAGGUGUCAACCCCUCUGCCUGUCCUGCUUUCAACUACUGCCUUUACAAAGGCACUUGUUGCUGUCUGACCUAGCGCUUUCUUAGUAUGUCCUAAGGACCAGGGACUAGUGCAGCAAGCAAGCAGGUCCGAAGAAUCUGCUACUAGAAUCCCCAAACAAACAAGACAUGACACACAGUUCCCAAUGGAACUAGCACCCAUUACUUCAUUUUCACUAAGGAUUAGCCUCUAUACGCUUUACAUUAAACUUAUGGUGACACACUCAAUCCAUUAUAUAUAACAAAAUCAUAUGGAGAAUCAAUCAGGCACUCAUAAUAAUACAAUAUUUAUAGAGGGGUGUGGAAGACAAAGACUAACAAGAAAUAUGUCCCCUGCCUCCUUAAACCAUAAUAUGCAAAUCUACCUGAAUAUGUAAAUUAACAAGCCUUGGUAUUCAGGUAGUGCACAUAAUUGUUGCCACCAACCGGUGGUGCUGCACAGACCCCCACAGCCACACAGGGAAAACACGAGACAUUCCCUAAAUAAAAUUACAAUAGACCCUGCACCUAUAAUAGGCACAUGGUGACUUAAACAUAAGAUUCAUCCAGGGACCUACAUGAAGUGUCAGAGUUGUACGUCACCAUUAUCGUCACCUUAACCAAUUCAGAAACCUUAUAACUGAUAAAGAAGCUUGACGUUUAUUUUAAUGUUGAUGUUAAUUUUUGACUUGUGAAAUUUUGUUGAUGUUUGGAGUAUUUCCAUACUAUUAGUAUUUGACUUUUUUUGCUUCUUUUAGAUUCAUAUGUAUUUUGAAAGCAAAUCCACGGCAGAAUUUUUUGUAUUAAUUGGGAAAUAUAUUUGUGUUGUUGUCACCUCGGGUUUUUAUUCCACACACAAACUAUCUACGUAAACAUGCAUGUUCUUUAACAGCAUCUUCUGUAAUCUAUCCUAGAAUGCUUGUAGAUCAUGUGCCAAAGUAUGCCAGUGGGGCAUGUGUGUACACAUAAGUAAGUACCUGUAGCUAGUGCAUUACAUUUAAACUAUUUUCUCGCCAUAAGUGUAUUGAGGCAGCUAUUGGCAGACUAAAAUAAAUGGGUCAUCGCAUAAUAUCUUUUUUUUUUUAAGUUAUGUUUUAUUUAUUUCAUUUUUUAACUCUCUGGUCAUGAAAAUCUUUUAUGGUGCCUGGAUGCUACUGUUGACUCCUUGCCUGUAAUCAGGGAUUAGUCCAGCUUCUGUCCUCUGGCAGCUUGCAAAAGCAGAUGUGUUUGCUUGAGCAGCACUGAUACAUGUUUCUCAGCUUAUUACUGCUGCUAAAGCAAAUUCAAGUAAACCACAGUGGGCAAGUUGUGUGAAGUGUUGUAUAAUGCUGUAGGAGAGGAAUAACCUGUUAACUGCUGCUUCCAAUCAAUUUGAAGGAGGACAUAAUCUCUAUUUGGAACAAAACUGCGAGUGACCAAGCAACCACAGCUCGAAUCCGAGACACUUUGCGAAGAGUCCUGAAUUUGCCACCCAACACUGUUAUGGAAUAUAAAACCCAUACGGACAGUAUCAAGUACGUACAGAUUAGCACACUAAUCUCACAUAUAUAUAUUAUUUUAACCUUUGUGCAUGAAUGUUCUAGAACGAUAUGAUUUGAAAAAUCACCACCAAUGGAGCAAACAUUUAAUAGAUUUGACCUAGAUAAGCAUUUGUUAAUAAUUAGAAUGAGACAUAUUGAUGGCGCACAGUUAAAAUAAUAGAAUCCACCAGUGCAACUGAUAUAGUCAUCCAUCCCCGUGUAGUUAAUUCCUAUGCACAUACUUUUAAGAUUUUCAAUUUGUUUAAAAUAGGUUAAUAUUUCUUUAAAUAAUUUUAACAGUUUAUCCAAAAAAUUUUAAUAAUUUGGAAAGCUUAUACAACAAUAUUAAAUUAAGGCCUUAGUGAGCAUAUAGGUAUUAUUGUAAUACAGAAAGUUUAGUAAAUUAAAGGGACCGUGAAAGCACCAUAUCAUUACAGCAUAUUUCAGUUGUCAUGAUGCAAUCAGUAGUUGGGUGCCAUCCUUCUGGUUUAUGUUAUUCAAUUUUUUAUUAACUAGGACACUUCUAGCAAAUAAAUCCCACCUCUGACAUAAUGAUAUAUUUCACAUCUAUGUUAUCUUUCUAAGUUUGUGUGGUAGUGAUGGGAGGUGAGCACCAAGAACAACUUAGCAUAGUGUUGGCAGUCUUUAAUUGUUGUACCAUAGGCUAUAGUGGUUAUAGUACAUAGAAUAUUGCUUCAAAGGCUACCUGUCAUGGUACAUAUAACUUAUGCUCUUUUAAAGAGCACAUAGGUCAAUCUAGCAGGUUUUAUAGAGUAUGUAGAGAUUGUGAGAACAGCCAUUUAAAAAUCAUUUCCCCCCCCCCCCAGCUGUCAAUCAAUUGACUGACAGGGAGAGCAGACCACAGGUCCAUUUGCUUUUCAGACUUAGCAAUCACAGUGUGUGCUCUUAUGUUUGUUCUGGUAACUACCUAGCUGAUGUUGCUUAUGCUGGCUGGGAAGGAUAGGAAUGAAGUGACUGACAUCACUCUGUUCAGAUGCUGGCAUUGAAGCCAGAGUGUCAUCAUCACAGUGGAGGCUGGCGGAAGGGUCCUCUAGCAGUGAAAAUCAAAAAAAGAGAGGAGGUGGGGUGGUAGGUGGGUGUUACAGAACAGUAACACUCUGGAAGGUGAAAGCAUGGCAGUGCUGGAUAAAGGGAAGUUGAGUUAAUAUCUCAAUAUUUUACAUUAAAUACAUAUCUUUGUGAUGACAGGUUCAUUUUAAUAACUCAUCUAAACUGAGCUGCUCAUGUACUACAAUUAUGCGUUCUAGUGCGGAGGUGAGUAUGCCUUGAUAAGAGUACAUUAUAUAUUCCCUUUCAUUCAUUUUAUGAUAUUCAUUGCCAAAGCUGCACUGCCAACAAGGUGAUAACGAAGAUAAGAAACUGAAGUCAGUUAUCAUGCUCACCUUAGUAAAGAGAUACAUGUGAUUUUAAAUAGAAAGGGUGUGAAGCAGGAUAAAUAACCAGACUGUAUUGAGAGGUCAGUAGUUUUGUCUUAUUCCCUUUUGCAGUCAAAGACUUUGUUAAAGGGACACUAUGGUCACCAAAACAACUUUAGCUUAAUUAGGCUGUUUUGGUGUAUAUAUCAUGCCCCUGCAGUCUCACUGCUCAGUUCCCUGCCAUUUAGGAGUUUAAUCACUUUGUUUAUGGAGAUCUAGCCACACCUCCCUGCAUGUGAUUUACACAGCCUUCCUAAACACUUCCUGUAAAGAAUCAUCUAAUGUUUACACAUCCUUUAUUACAAAUUCUGUUUAAUGUAGAAUUUCUUAUCUCCUGCUCUGUUAAUAGCUUGCUAGACCCUGCAGGAGCCUCAUUUAUGUUAUUAAAGUUUAAUUUACAUAGCAGUAUAUAAAAACUUUCAAAGUAAGUUACAUCUGAUUGAAAACCAUCUUUUUAAAUUUAGACUGUGUCAGUCACGGCCAGGAGAGGUGUGUCUAAGGCUGAAUAAACAGAAACAAAAGUGAUUUAACUCCUAAAUGGCAGAGAAUUGAGCAGUGAGACUUCAGAGACAUGAUUUAUACACUAAAACUGCUUCAGCAAACUAAAGUUGUUUUGGUGAUUAUAGUGUCCCUUUAACCUUACAUUUACUAUGUGGAAAUUUUCCACUGAUAGUUAUUUAAAUGUAAAGGUGCAAAACCACAAAAUGGUAAACACUAUUGAAAGUUCACAUUUUACUGAAGUAUUUUAACUCCUGAAGCCCAACCCUAAAUGUAUCCCUAACCCUAUGCUUAUAAUAACUCUAACCAUAUACCUUCCCUACUCUAACCUUAACCCCACACUAUCCCAAGUCCUAAAACAGCAUUACCAUUAUUUUACCCUAACUUUACAAUUAACCCUACCCUAAGAAAAUACUCUACUGAUAUCAAAAGAUGGGUUUCCUAGCUAAAAGAGUAAAGAACUCUGUGACCAUUUACUGGCUGUUUUCAGCAUUCUUUCCCAGCCGAUUACAUCAGCAUGGGGUAUGGAGUCAGCAUGGUGUCUCCCUUGAGUACUUGCAAGCUGUAAGCCAUGAAGCACCACAGCUGAGUGCAAUUCACUCAGUCACAGUGUUCUCAAUGGAUUUAAAGGGCUGUAUGCAGCACUAAAUUUGAGCACUGUAUACAGCUUAUCGAUCUGUGACCUCUAAAUGUGGCCCCAGCUAACAGUUGGAUUUAACUCCGCUCACACCAAAACAUUAGACUGUUCCUUGCCGUCCUAAUGGCGUUAAAGCCCACUCUGUGGGGGACAUAAAAUGUUAUCAAGGGGUUAAGGAUACAGUUUUGUUUUUUUUGUUUGUUUGGUUUUUUUGCAGCUAUAGAUUAUCGUGAUUUUUAAAAACUGAGCUAAUCACAUAGGCGUGUGAGCGUGAGCGUGUGCGUGUGUGCGUGCGCAUCCAUAACCAACAAACAAUAACACAGUACCGUGCAGUACUUAAGACAUGAUCAGUUUCACCAAGAUGGUUUUGUGAGGAGUUGGCUUGAGAACCUUUUAGUAAAUAUGAGAACUUCUACAAUAAUAAAGUUAGUAAAAUAUAAAAAAAAAAAAAUAUCCUAGAAUACAAACUUUACACAUUUCAGCAUUUGUUUUGAGAUUAAAUAAACCUUAUGCACACUGACUAAUUUGCAUAGUGCGCAAAAUAAGCUGAAUUCUCGGGCAUGUUUCCUGUGUGUCUAAGGGUUUGUUGGCUGCAAAAAUACACGUAAAGCUGUAUUUAGUUGACUAUUUACAGUUCAGCUAUUUAAUAAAGUCAUUUUUAUCUCUGGCUGCCCAGGGCCUUGGAAGAAUUUCACGGCCUGGUGAACAGCAACGGCCUCUGAGUGAAAUCUCCCUGCUCCCCGCACCCAGUGGUAGGGCAUUAUUUAAAUUUUUCCAUGUAGUUAAAUAUAUGUAUAUUUCUGUUUGGGCAGAGGUAAAUCAUAUAUUAUUGUGUGUAUGUAUUGCAGCAACAUAACAUAGGGAUAUACAAUGUAUAUCUCUAUCUAUGACCACAAAAGCAAUCAUCCGAAGAGAUUGUCUACUUUAAGGUUCCUCGUGUUUUUAUCAUCUGGAAUGUUAUUGUGCCAAUGACAUACUAUAAAAGUUAUGAUUUAAUCUCUGUCGCUCUUUUUUUAUAUUUGUUUUUUUUUUUUUUUUUUAUUGUAGGGACAAAACAAGUUUUCGAAACACAAAGAUUGCAUUGUGAGAAUACAGAGCCAUUGCUGAUCUCAUUUCCAUUUUGAAAUCUACUAUCUGCUCCAGACAGUGUUUUUCCAUAAUAUGCUCUACUAGCACAAUUAACCCUUUCCCUGCCAGAGAAUCCGGUAUUCCAUCUCUGUCAGCAACGUGGUUACGAUUGGCGUUUCAGCUAAUCAUCAUUUUUCUCCUCUGCUACAUCAGUCCUUAUGCUGUGACUGUCCACUAAAGCUGCUGCCUCGGAGGAAAAGCACCAAAACUUUAUUUUAGUAAACACAUUUUGUUUGCUUAGCUGUUUUAUUAUUUUUGAUUUACAUGGGAGGAAAGGUGGUCGGUAUUAAACCUUUUUUUUUUUUUAUCUGAUAGCAUGUUCACUCCAGCACUUACGGAGUUAUAUGCUCCUUUCUCCCGACAAGUUAACCUUUCCUCCAAGAAAUUUGCCUUGUAACUUUUCUUCAGCACUUUGUUAGUUUCCUUUCAUGUUUUUUGCAAAGGAUUUUGUGUAUAAUGUUUAUCUCAUUAGCAGACACAUUACUGAGACAGAUCGGUAUUACGCUAAAUGUUGUUGUACAUAGGGAAAAAAAACAAUCCUUUAAUUUUUGCCUGCUGAUGUGUGGAAGUGUCAACUCCUGCCCAAGAGCGGUCAUUAAAUGAUUGGGUCUUUGUUCAUUCUUACUGUCAGAUUAUUAUUACUAUUAUUUUUUGUAAUGAUUCUGUGAAAUAAGUACCAUCUGAGCAUUGAACAUCCCAAUAAAUGACUGUUCGCUGGAUAAUGCAGGGCAAAUUCUUAGGAUUUGCAUGUAUUGAAGUGGGCUCCCCUGAAAUAAGAGAGUAUUUGAAGGCCUUCAAACCAGCCUUAGUGCUUUGUGUGAAAACUUUGUGCAUAUCCUAUAAACCCAUGCACAGCACAGGGUAUUGUGGAGACUGUAGUUCAGCUGAUAAAUGGCUUAAUAAUAGCAAAAAAAAAUGUGUGCAAGUGUGCAAAAUAAUAGUAUCUAAGAACAUGCUUUUCAUUAGUGAAGCUACUUAUGCAGCCAAUAAUAGAAGCCAAAGACAGAUAGUGUUCCUUCUUCAAACUCUAGAGUUAAAAUUCACAGAAUGUGUCAAAAAUUAAGAGUACUACAUAUAUUGCAUCACCUUUAAACAGUGCAACACAAAUAUUUCAUAUAAAUAAUACACUUCCUAAAAAUGUGUUUUAUAAAAUGCAGUGCUCUAUACAAUAAAAAUACCCCAAAUCAGUAUUAUUAUAAGAAGUAUCUCAGUGCAGUAUCAAGUACCAUAUUAUAUACUAUGUAAAAUGUUCCCAAAAAUAUGUUUCUAGUGCAUAUAGGACACUGUGAACACACUCAAAGACUGUGCCAAUAAUAAUAUCAUAUGGUCGGUUUCCUCUUGGAUUAAUGGCUCUCAAUUGACCUCAAAAAGACUACCAUGAUUAUUUAAGGACUACGAGAAUGCAUGCCAAAACUUAUGAUGUGACACUAUUUAAAGAGGAUGCCUAAGGGACAGCAUGAUGACUGAAGAAGCCUACAUUUUAGAGAAGUGAAGUGUGUUUCAAGAGUUAAUCUCCAGUUUAUGUUCAUUUGAAUAAAGUCUGUUUGAGAAUGAAUUUGGGAACUUCUGGAUUCAAAUUCAAAUUGGAUAUUUUGCAGUGAAAGGGAGGUGUUGUCCUGCAAACAGACGCUAUGGCCUGAAAUUUGAGUAUUUGAAAGAAACUUUUGAGAUUUGCUGCAAUAUAUUUAAAAUCUAUUACACUAUAUAUAUAUAUAUAUAUAUAUAUAUGUGUAUAUAUAUAUAUAUAUAUAUAUAUAUAUAUAUAUACACACACACACACACACACUAUAUAUACUUCUUUUGAUGUCACCUGUAUCAAUUGGUGGAGGAGGAGUAAACCUACAGAAGGAAGGGGGGAUUCACCCAUUAUUGUUUCCAAACCAGAGAGAACAGUGCCACUUUAAGGUGAAUGUGAGUUUGCAUUCUCAAAGUGAUAUAUAUAUAUAUAUAUAUAAUUUUUCCCCACCAUAACCUUUUUAGUUUUUGCUUCCUAUAUAUAUUUAUAUAAAUGUAAAAAUAGAUAACAUUUGUAUCUUGAAAAACCUUUUUUUAUUGGACUAACAGAAUUUUUUAAUGACAAGCUUUGGGAGAACCUCCGUUUCUCAAGUCUAAAGCAUUUCUGACACAUAGAAUUCAAAGUUGAGUUGUGAUACAGAGGUUAAAGCGACAUGGAGUGCAGGUAAGACACAGGUUUGAUGCAGAGGGUUGUAAAUAUCUUGUGUGAAGAACACAGAGUGAGGGGGGAGAGAGAGAAAAAACAAGUAAACAGUGCAGAAGAUGGUGCUAGAAGGGGGCAGUAAAAAAAUAAAUUACUUAUAUUAAGUUACAGGAUAUGCAUGAAGGCCUAUAUCCAGCAUACACAGACACACUCACACACAUGUACAUAUACACAAGUAGUGUAUAUGUACAAGUAUACACAAGUACAUACACAUUAUAUACAAGUACAUACAACAAUACACAUAUAAAUACAACCAAAUAUAUGUACAUGCACACCUACACAUACAUGUACCUACACAUAUACCAAUGUGCCUACCCAUACAUAGACCCAUAUAUCACUGCUGAUUUGGGAUUUCUGUGGGAAAAGCAAGUCUUAUGGCUUGACUGGUGUGCAGAUUUUUGUUUAGCAUUGUAUUAACUAUCCACAUACUUCAGGUGGAAGGGGUUUUCAAUCACAAUUUUUCCCCACCAUAACCUAUUUAGAUUUUGCUUCCCAAGCACUACCAAGCCUCAAUUAGCAAACCAGUAACCAACCUCAUGCUGAAGAGUUGCAUUAACAACGAAACAGCUGUCCAUGAGUGGUUCACUGGUUUUGCAUCUUAUCCUAAAUUGUGUUCCAAGCAGUUGUAUACUGCAAACACAAAUUAAAAGGAAUCCAUGUUUAAAAUGGAAUGAGGCAAAAAUGUGAUUCUUUGUUAAACUAAUUUGCAUAUGCCCACCCAGAAUCCUUUGCGGUUGUAACAUCACUGCUGAUUUGGGAUUUCUGUGGGAAAAGCAAGUCUUAUGGCUUGACUGGUGUGCAGAUUUUUGUUUAGCAUUGUAUUAACUAUCCACAUACUUCAGGUGGAAGGGGUUUUCAAUCACAAUUUUUCCCCACCAUAACCUAAUUAGAUUUUGCUUCCCAAGCACUACCAAGCCUCAAUUAGCAAACCAGUAACCAACCUCAUGCUGAAGAGUUGCAUUAACAACGAAACAGCUGUCCAUGAGUGGUUCACUGGUUUUGCAUCUUAUCCUAAAUUGUGUUCCAAGCAGUUGUAUACUGCAAACACAAAUUAAAAGGAAUCCAUGUUUAAAAUGGAAUGAGGCAAAAAUGUGAUUCUUUGUUAAACUAAUUUGCAUAUGCCCACCCAGAAUCCUUUGCGGUUGUAACAUCACUGCUGAUUUGGGAUUUCUGUGGGAAAAGCAAGUCUUAUGGCUUGACUGGUGUGCAGAUUUUUGUUUAGCAUUGUAUUAACUAACUAUAUAUAUAUAUAUAUAUAUAUAUAUAUAUAUAUAUUUAUGGAACAACAAGAUUUGACAGCUAAGGAAAGAAUUCUCACCACCUUGCCCCUCUAUUUCUCAACCACACCUGGAUCAUGCCUUUCCUACCCUUCAGACUUUCUCCCAAGCUACUGAACAAGAGGGGGCUGCGCUUCUCCUUUCCUCUCGCCCAACCACUUGCCCGCUUGAUCCUGACCCGUCUCACCUUAUCAGAUCUCUCUCCUCUCGUCUUGUGCCUUCCUUAACACACAUCUUCAACUGCUCUCUCUCUUCUGGUGUUGUUCCUGCUGCCAUUAAACAUGCUACUGUAGUACCCAUCUUAAAAAAACAAAACAUUUCUUGACCUGUCCUCCCCUUCUAACUAUCGUCCUAUAUCCCUGCUCCCCUUUUCCUCAAAGCUUCUGGAAAGACUGGUCUUUAACCGUCUGACUUGUUUCCUCAAUUCCAACUCUAUCGACCAUCUUCAGUCUGGCGUCCUCCCCCUCCACUCUAAUGAGACUGCUCUUAUUAAAGUCACUAAUGACCUAAUCAUAGCUAAAUCCAAAGGGCACUACUCCAUACAAAUUCUUCUUGACCUCUCUGCUGCCUUUGACACUGUUGACCAUAUUCUCCUUCUCCAAACUCUUUAACCACUCGGUCUCUGUGACACUGUCCUCUCUUGGUUUCCUUCUAUCUCUCCCAAAGCUCAUUCAGUGUCUCCUUUUCUAAUGAUACCUCCUCCCUUCGUCCUGUCUCUGUUGGAGUCCCCCAAGGCUCUGUAUUUGGUCCCCUUCUAUUUUCUCUUUAUACUGCCUCUCUUGGCAAACCUAUUACCUCAUUUGGAUUCCAAUACCUCCUGUACGCUGAUGACACUCAGAUAUACCUUUCCUCCCCGGACCUCUCCCUUGCCGUCUUGCAACUUGUCACUGCUUGCCUUUCUUCCAUCUCUGAUUGGAUGUCCUCCUGCUUUUUGAAACUCAAUCUCUCUAAAACUGAACCCCUUGUCUUUCCUCCUCCUAAUACUGAUCCUCCUCCUUCGUUCUCCCUUUAAGUUAGUGGUUACCACAUCAGUCCAUCCUUGCAAGCGUGCUGUCUUGGCGUUAUACUUGAGUCUGACCUCACAUUUGAGCCUCACAUCCAGUCUGUUACCAAAUCCUGUAGGUUCCACAUUAAAAACAUAGCCCACAUCCACCCCUUUCUUAUGCUAGAUGCUACUAAGGAGCUUGUCCAUGCUCUAGUAAUCUCUCAUAUGGAUUAUUGUAACUCUUUCCUAAUAGGUCUUCCCACAAGUCGUAUUGCCCAGCUACUGUCUGUAAUUAAUGCUGCAGCUAGACUGAUUUUCCUCUCCUGUCGCUCCUCUCACACCUCUCUCUGUCAGUCCUUACAUUGGCUUCCUGUAUGCUAUAGGAGUGAAUUCAAGGUACUAAUCCCACCUGUAAAGCACUGACCAAUUCUAGCCCCUCAUAUCUCUUCAUGGAUCCGCAGGUAUGCCCCUUCUCGGUCUCUCCGUUCUGCCCGUGACCUUCUCCUGUCCGCUGCUUGCACCUGUACGGCCAACUCACGCUUGCAGGAUUUCUUAUUGGUGACUCCUUUCCUUUGGAAUAGCUUGCCUACGACCAUCAAGCUCUCCCCUAGUCUUCAGUCAUUUAAAAAGUGCCUCAAAACCCAACUCUUUAGGAAAGCUUAUGGCCUCCCAGAGUAACCUCUACCUCACCCACCUGUCCCUUGCUCUCUCCUAAAGGGCAGCACUCUAUUCUCUCAUUCAGCUCUGCUUCACUCCACCUUGUUUGAUUGCUACCUCCUGUCCUGUUGUGUUUUACGCCCCACCUCCUAUAGACUGUAAGCUCGUUUGAGCAGGGCCCUCUUCAACCUGUUGUUUCUGUAAGUUUUUAUUAUUGUCUCAUUUAUUGUUAAAUCUCCCCCUUUGAUAAUAUUGUAAGGCGCUAUGGAAUAUACUGGCACUAUAUAAAUACCAGUAAUAAUAAUAAUACACCUAUUCACGUAUACAUACAUGUAUGCAUGUAUAUAAACACUUUAUAUAUACACACCACACAAAUAUAUAUAUGUAUACGCAUACACAUGAACACAUAUACAUACAUGCACAUGAACUCAUAUACCCACAUACAUAUAUAAGCAUACAUGCAUAAGAGUAUGAGAAAGCAUAGGUCUACACAUAACACUUUGUAUAUUGAUAGAAUAAACAUAUUGGAAUGCCUUUUAAAGUGUCUAUACAUAUGACAGAACACUAAGAUAAUGUUGGGGAAGUGUUCAUGUAAAGUGUUGGUAGUGGGACAGGAAACCCAAAUCAAUAUUUAGUCCUCUAUUCUUACAAUUUGAUCAUUCUGGCUUCAAAAGUUUUUCUUUCUUGGGUAUUUUUAAAACCCCCUUUCAGUACUUAGAUUUUUAGGUCCUUCAUUGAGUGGCCAGGAAGGGUAAAGUGAUGUCCCACAGGAGUGCAGUAGGAUUCUUCUUUGUGGUGUUUGAGUGUCUGUGCAUAUUCAUUCUGCCAUUUAAUUGCUGGGUGGCAUUUGGUGCAUUGAAUCAUGUAUACCACAUUGCUGGAUGUGCAGGAGUAUGACCCUUUAAAGGGAAACUAUAGUCACCUGAACAACUACUGCUUAAUGUAGUUGUUCCGGUGAGAUCUAUAGCUCCUUGCAGGCAAUCUAAUGUAAACACUGUAUUUUCAGCAAAAAUACAGUGUUUACAUUAAUUGAUAUGAAUACCUCCAGUGGCCGUCACUCAGACGGCCACCAGAGGGACUUCCUAUCAUGUAUGGCCCUAAAAAGGCCAUGUACACGUCAGACGUAUUAAAAUACAUCUGACGUGUGCAGGAGAGAGAAGGCACUGUGUGCACGCCUUCUCUAUCCUGCCUGUCAGCAGAGGAGAAUGCCGCCCAUGAAGUAUGUGUGCAUGUGCGGCGAAACCACGCAUGCGCACAAGGGACCAAUGACGCUUCCGAAUGGAAGCGUCUGAUUGCUCUCUGCUCGCGCCCGCCUAUUUUGUCAUUCACGGCUUCACGAGGCUCCUGGCGCUGGAACGAGGUGAGUAAAAAGGGCUGCCUGGAGUGUCCCUUUAAUGCUGUAGGUUGUAUUUCUGUGUGUGGCUGUGUUGUCUGUGCAUAUGUGCUGACACAGUUUGCAGUGAGGUUUUUUGCAUCUACUGGUCCCGUUUUCUUUAUUCUUCCCAUCAGUGGGCAGCUUCCUGUUUAUUCAAUUUUGUUGUAGGUUUGGUUGUUGUCCGAAGGCCAAAAUGGGUGUUUCAGAGAAAAUGUUUUUCAGAGUCUCAUUUUCUGUUAACAUUGGUUGUAAGUCUUUAAUGAUUUUCUGUAUUUCCUCAAGAGCUGGGGUGUAGGUGACCACAAGUGGCACUUGUGUAGAUAUUUUUUUCUCUCUGUUCUGUAGCAGGCGCGUGCAUGGAGUUUUUACAGCAGAGUUGAUUUGUUUGGUAAUAGUCUUUGGUUUGUAGCCUUUCUGUCUCAUAGAUUGGGAGAGUGCAUUUAGAGGGGAAUUAUGGUAAUUGGGAUCAGAGCAUAUGCGAUGGUACCUAGUGGCUUGGCUGUAGAUGAUGCCCUGUUUAGCAUGGGUGAGGUGCAAGCUGGAGCUGGGAAGGUAACUGCACCUGGCUGUGGGGUUUCUGUAAACCGAGGUGUGGAUUGUGCCAUUGUUACAUGUCACAGUGGUGUCCCUAAAACUCACAGAUCUAGUGGAAUAUUCAAUUUUUUGUUUGACUGAUGGAUGGAAUGAGUUAAAAGAGUCAUGGAACUGUAUCAGUUUUUCGAUAUAGCGAUAAUAUUUGUAUGGUUUGGUGUGCUGUAUUUUUUGGGAGUGUAUCCUGGGAGUGCUGAUUUUUUUUCUGUUUUUUAUAUAUAUAUAUAUAUAUAUAUAUAUAUAUAUAUAUAUAUAUAUAUGCAACACCAAUUGUUUACUGAAUACCUUCAUUUAUAGAUUUAUAUUUGCUGAAAUUGUAGGCAAAACUGAUGAAAUCUGCAAUAUUUAUAAAUAGUUAUUAAAUAAAUCAUGGAUUUCACAGUCCCCUUAUUAAUCAAGAGUGGACAGUGACAUGCUUCUGAAAAUUGAGUGAGGUAUGGUAGUGAUGCUCAACCCAAUCUCUCGAAUGAGUAAUUGCUUAUCCUCCAUCCAUUAUUAACCCUUUCAUUGUUCGAUAGAAUCAAAAGGACCAUUCCACUGGGACCCUCUUAAUUAAUGGUUAGAUGUUUUAUUUUAAAAAAUUAGGUUUUGCUUUUUCUUUGUUUUCUUUUGGGGGUUUUUGCCUGGUGGCUGCCUGCACAAAUUUGCAAUAUAAUUGUUUUAGUGUUAAACCCUAAAUGAUUCUUCAACCAUUUUAGGCACGUUUAGGGACAUUCAAGCUGAAUUGAAUGAGUUUUAAUUUGGAACACAAUCUGGAUCAAUAGGCCAGCUGGGUAAGGUUUGGAGUAAGGUAGGUCUAGUGAAAUACCUUUGUAAUUUAUCCUCUGAAUUGUUCUGAUAUCUAAAUUGUAAUGUAUUUUAUCCUUUCCAUCACUCUGACUAAGUAAACCUCAUGGAAGGAUAAUAAAAUGCAUAUAGGUAGAGAUAAAAGACUUGGAGACUGAGAAGAUGUGACCUGGGAAUUAAGAGAAAGAAGCCUUGGUACUCAAAUUUAAUUACAUUUUAAAAGAUUUUAUCUAUUUAUUUUUAUUGACUCAGAAGACAUCCAAGUCAAGAGGAGACACUGUAAGUGGACAUAGUCUUUUCCACACACCGAUAUCUUCAUCCUGUCUGCCAAGUCAUUCUUGAUAACAAUGUUCAGCUCAUUUCAAAGAACAUAUAAUUCUGGAAUGUAACAAUAAAAAAAAAUAAACUAGUGUAGUUUCAAAGAAAGGUUAUCAAACAUGUUAUAAAGUUAUAUGAAAGUUAAAGUACCAUAACCACUGCAGCCCAAUGUAGUGGUUAUAAUUUAGGAGUACCCUUGUGCCGUAAUUUAGGAGUACCCAGUGCAUCUGCUUCUGCAUCCUCCUCAGCUUUUGGUCCCCCCCUGACUUCUGCAACAUCCCCAGCUCCCAUGCUUGUGAAUCAGAAGCUACUAAAUGAGAAAAGCAUUUCUCACACUUGUAGGGGGAAUAUCGGAAUGGAACUUCUGUCAUUUCAUUCUGAUGCAAUGUACUGACUCUAAGCCACCAUCAUCAGGAAGGAUUAGCUUGCUUUGGUUAGGGUCCCUACACAGGGCCAAUAGCAGUGCAGACGGGAAGGAAGUCCCAAGGGACCAACACCCACGGACUUUUCAGGAGUGACAGAGCUGCAGCCACGGGUACAACAUAAUCUAGCCCAGUGAUGGGCAACCUCCGGCACUCCAGAUGCUGUGGACUACAAAUCCAAUAAUGCUCCUAAAGCAAUAACACUGGCAAAGCAUCAUGGGAGAUGUUGUUCAUAAUAUCUAGUCUUGCGAAAGUUGCCUGAUCUAACCUUUAAUAGCUUUCAAAGCAAUUAAUGGAGCAACCCAUAAUGCAUCUGCUUCUGCAUCUUCCUCAGCUUUUGGUCCCCCCCUGACUUCUGCAACAUCCCCAGCUCCCAUGCUUGUGAAUCAGAAGCUACUAAAUGAGAAAAGCAUUUCUCACACUUGUAGCGGGAAUAUCGGAAUGGAACUUCUGUCAUUUCAUUCUGAUGCAAUGUACUGACUCUAAGCCACCAUCAUCAGGAAGGAUUAGCUUGCUUUGGUUAGGGUCCCUACACAGGGCCAAUAGCAGUGCAGACGGGAAGGAAGUCCCAAGGGACCAACACCCACGGACUUUUCAGGAGUGACAGAGCUGCAGCCACAGGUACAACAUAAUCUAGCCCAGUGAUGGGCAACCUCUGGCACUCCAGAUGCUGUGGACUACAUAUCCAAUAAUGCUCCUAAAGCAAUAACACUGGCAAAGCAUCAUGGGAGAUGUUGUUCAUAAUAUCUAGUCUUGCGAAAGUUGCCUGAUCUAACCUUUAAUAGCUUUCAAAGCAAUUAAUGGAGCAACCCAUAAUGCAUCUGCUUCUGCAUCCUCCUCAGCUUUUGGUCCCCCCCUGACUUCUGCAACAUCCCCAGCUCCCAUGCUUGUGAAUCAGAAGCUACUAAAUGAGAAAAGCAUUUCUCACACUUGUAGGGGGAAUAUCGGAAUGGAACUUCUGUCAUUUCAUUCUGAUGCAAUGUACUGACUCUAAGCCACCAUCAUCAGGAAGGAUUUGCUUGCUUUGGUUAGGGUCCCUACACAGGGCCAAUAGCAGUGCAGAUGGGAAGGAAGUCCCAAGGGACCAACACCCACGGACUUUUCAGGAGUGACAGAGCUGCAGCCACGGGUCAACAUAAUCUAGCCCAGUGAUGGGCAACCUCCGGCACUCCAGAUGCUGUGGACUACAUAUCCAAUAAUGCUCCUAAAGCAAUAACACUGGCAAAGCAUCAUGGGAGAUGUUGUUCAUAAUAUCUAGUCUUGCGAAAGUUGCCUGAUCUAACCUUUAAUAGCUUUCAAAGCAAUUAAACAUAUCAAUUGUCUUAAUGAUAAAUUAUAUAUUUCCUACAAAUAAGUUUAAGUCCUGUGUGAUGCAGAUCGGCUGGCUCAUUUUUAUGAUGUUUCAAUGCAAAGCAAUAAGAUAAAAUCUAGUUUAUUAUCUGCUCAGUGGAUAUACAUAACAUUUUUUCUACUUUGUACCACUUUACUGCAGAUUAAUUAUGUACGUUAUAGAUGUGAGUUGUAUUGUGGAUGCCAUGAUACAGGCAUGUAGUCAUACCCACUAGACAUUCUGACUCCUAGAAUAAAGGCUCACAGGCAUGCAGGUUAGAUUUCCAAGCUGUUAAUCCUUUUUUGAAUAUGAAUGAUCUAAUAUACAGUAUAGUUCUCUUACCAAUAAAAAUGUGGCAGCCAAUAGGAGAGCUUUAUCAGCAGGACUGAGUGCCGCUGAAACUGUGAAAACAAAAUGCAGAGAACACGGAUUAAUAAUGGUAAACUUUUAACAUUAAGGUCCGGGCACUGGACGUAACACCACCACUAACUUGUAUUUAACUUUAUACUAAACAGUAUUACUACUGCUGGGGUAACAAACCCAGCAAGCUUUUGGUAAACAUGACAAAUACUUUCUAACUCUCAUGCAGACAUUUCUGACCUUAGGGGACCCUAUACAUUCUACAGGGAUUAAUAACUGCAUCUUCCAAUCAUUCUUUAAAGACAUAUGCUCCAAUUCCAGAUAACGAGGAGGGGAACAUCUGAUUCCUUCAACAGGCAGACAAAUGCCCAGUAGGAAAUCCUUAAUAGUUUUAUCAAAAGGAGGUUCAAUGGAUGGUAUAAAUGCUGCAUAUUAGGUACUUCACAAAGGCCAGGUAGUAAAUGCCAUUACCACUCUCAUCCCUAACAGAGUCCAGGGCCAUUUGGAUUCCUAAACCUAGUAAGUACCUUUCGCAGUGAGAAUCCUAUAAUACUAAUUGUUGCCUGCAACCACAUUCCAGGAAAUUCAUUUAAAAAUCUUGCAUCAAGCCUAUCUUUCACGCAAAAGACUAUAUGCCAUGGGUUUACACCAAUCAGACACUUGCCCCAAGUGUGAAACCAUGGGAGCAGGUCUGGUGUAUUGUUUUACAGACGCUGCUUAUAAUAAAAUAUUAGAAACUCGUGAAGAGGUACAUAAAAUAUACAUUAAGUAUUGCUAACAGGAUCUCUGAGAAGGACAGCAUUCUCACUAUUGGUACAGGGCACCCACAAAUUAACAAUAAAUAAAUAAAUAAAUACAAGUCGUCAUGGCUAUGGCUUGCAAAUUCAUAAUCGAUCAAUGGAUAUUUCCUUAUCCUCAUUCAUUUUCUUUAUUUUUCAAAAUCUAUUUUGCAUUCUACAUAGAUUUAUUGCACCUUUCAUCAAAUAAAAACAACAUCAAAACAUGCUUUAGUCAAUGGAGGUCCUAUAACCUAUUGGGUUAGAUUUUUAAAAUAAAAUUAAAAAUUACAUUUGCCUGUACACAUUGAUUGCUCACAGUGGAUCCUAAAACAUGUCUAUUUCCCUUUAUUCAUAGUUGAGGAGCCUUUUUUCCAUUUAUGUCUACCUCUGUUAUUCUCAAGUUCUACACUCUUAAUGUGUCCAUCAUAUGUGGAACAGCAUUUAUUAUGAUUUUAUUGUACAUAUUUACCUACCCCCUAAUAUUGUCUUUUAUUGUAUUGCUUCCUUUGAGAUAUUGGGAAGAGAUGUUGGAGGAGAUAAUGAGGGAAAAGACAAAAGUUAAAUUACACUACUAUCUGUGCUGCUAUUUGUUUGACCAACUUUAGUGCAUGACUCUCCAUUGGCCUUAUAGUAAGCUUUGGUCUUUCCUUCAAUAUAAAUGGUUGAUCUAAAUGUAUUCCACUCUUUUGCAAUAUACGGCUACCACCAUGGGAUAACUGAAUGUACACAUACUGUCCAAACCAAAGAAUUCAUGGUCCAUGUUAUAGUCUUCAUUAUAUCCUGGCCAUCGCUUCCAAAUGAUGGCUAAACGUUGUCCAUUUAGCGAUGUUACCUAGAUAAGCAAGAAAGAUUUUGAAAUCAACUGGAAAACAACACUCACAAAUGAAGCUUCUAUUGUAUGUCUUUGAAUAAGAGUUUACCGUAAUUACAAAAGAGAUUUCAUCUCUGGAAUAUAAUGAGAAGAAACACGUAUCACAAUUGUUACAGUUUAUCUGAUCAUUGUAAUCCUUUAAUAAAAUGUAUGAAUUAGUUCAUAGCUACAAUUAUGAUAGUUUAUUUAAUUAUGGAAAGGGAAUGUUUCCUUAUCUAGCGUAUCAUGAUAAAAGGGCCAACUGGGAUUCAACAUAGGAACUAACAACAAAUAAGAAAAAAACAGUACUAUUGAAAUGAAUACUGAAAUACACCUUGAAAUAUACGUAAUUGUGCGAGGCUAUUAUAGCCUUUCACAAUUACGUAUAUUUCAAGGUGUAUUUCUUUAUUCAUUUCAAUAGUACUAUUUUUUUUGUGUUUAGUUCCUAUGUUGAGUCCCAGUUGGACCUUUUAUCAUGAUUUAAUAAAAGUUAAGUCUUAAUCAUUUAUGGUAAUUUUACCAUUCUAGUAUUCCAUUUUCUCUGUAUCAAGUGCUGCAUCCUCCAUUUUUUCUCUCUUAUUUGUAGUCCACAGGGGUUAACCCCCACCUAGGAGGUCUUGCACUGGCUCAAAUUCUCUUUUUUUUUUUUUUUUCAACAAAUCCAAUACUUAUCUAACGUAACAUUGGGUGGACAUAGUUUUCUCAAUUUGAAUGAAGCCCAUUAUUUAGUUGUGUUACCUGGAACUCCUGAUCUGAGUGGCAGCGAGUUGCACUCCACGAGCCCUUAAUCUCCAUCAACUUUCUUUCCUCUGCAUUGUACACUGAGAGGCAUGGACUAAAUAAGCUCCAUCUAUAUCACCAGGGAAGGGACAAAUAGAGGUUUUUCGUGGCAAGACAAAGAUGACAAUGGAAAUAACUUUUCCAGAUAAUAUCAUUUGAUAUUGUUAAUAUAAGCAUAUAUUGACCACUGUUACUGUGUUAUUUCUUGAUUUUCUUAGUAACUAACGUUAUCAUAGCUAGGAAUUCUUCUUGACUUUCUCUGAGAUUCUGUUUUUUUAAAGCUAGUUAUCAAAGAACAGGGCUUUCGGGAUCAUAGGGCUUGUUCAUGACAUGUUCCAGGUCACUGUGCCAGGCCACCUUAUACGUAUGUAACACUGACUAAAGCAAUGUCUACUUAAGAGUUUAUCAGAGCAGAGCAACACAUUUGGAUAAUUUACGAAAUAUGCAAUUUGAGAAUUUUCUAAUUUUCUGUGUUUAGUGAACAGUCUCAAUUAUGUGCACUGUUCGUGCCAUAUGCUUUAAAAAACGUAUCUACUUCAAUUAAAAAAUUUUUAAAAAUGAAAAUGCAGAAAAAGGUUAUUCACUCAAUUCUGAGAAAGCCAUUCUUGCAUAUUGAGGUAAUUCAGAAGUUACAUUUAUUAGUUUACCAAAUUUACUGUCACCUGGCAGUUAACUAACUUUCCCUGAAUUCAUCUAAUUCCAAAUCAGAACCCAUCCAUAUGGUCCUAAAAGAGAUCAAAAUAGCUCAAGAAUUAUUCAAUAAUUAAUUCAUUCAUUAUUGAGCUAUUCCCCAAACUUAAAAAUAUCUUACACACCUUGCAGGCAAAUUAAAAUAAUCAUAACAAAAAAACAUUAAAUAAAUAAACAAAUGGAGGGUCAAAUGGACUUUAUUAAACUGGAGGAAGAUGGUUAAGAUUUGAAUGCGAAGAAAAACACAGCAUGGAUAGGAGACCAAAAUCUUUGUAGUUGUAUUGGUACCUAGAGUGGGCUUGGAGUGUCUUUUUAGAAAAACAUUUAUCUUCAUUCUACAUCCUCACACUGUUACCAGUAAUGUGAUGGAAAUGAACUACAUUGCCAUGGCACCUAUUUAUUUUAUAUACUUAUUUAAAGAGUUACUCCAAGCAUCAUGACCCAUGAUUUAAAGUAUCAGUAAGACAGAGAACUUGGCCUCGGGACUGGAUUGCAGCUAUGUUUUCUUUUUUUUAGUGUUUGAUAAAUAUUCAAUAAUUUCUCUUUCAUUUUUUUUUUUAGCAGACACUGAUACGUUCCUAAGCAGAAGAGCACAUUUGGGGCAGUUCCCUGAAACCAUCCUGAAAUACCUUCAUUGGAUAUCAAUUACAAGUCAAAUCUGUGAGCUUUCCCCAAAUGUUGAAAUUCUGAGAUGAAGGUGGACCUUAAUAAAGAAUCCUAACCCUGAGAAUACAAUAGGAACACUUUUCAAUAUAACCUUUUAUAUCAGUUGAUUACAAUAGAAAACCUAAAGUAUAGUUCUAUGGAUAUGGAUCUUACUGAUAGUAAGUUACCAAUAUAUUUUUGCUUUCACCUCUGUUGUACUGAACCAAUUGGGCUGUUUGUUGAAGAAAAUACUCUGAUCACCAUCAGACAACAGAAUAGGCAGCACACAUCCAUUCUGUAAGGUCGACAGAAUCUCAGCACUUCCUCUCUGUUCUGGUCACAUAGUUGGAGGCUGCAAGAGCGAGCUGGACCACACAGGUGGAAACACAGGAAUCUGGAAUCUGAUGUAGAAUGACAAGGUGGGCCAUUAGUGACAUGUCUUUGCAUUAUUCAGCAUACUUACAAAGUAAUUAGUUGAUCUGACCAAAAAUAUAUAACUGUGUAUCAAUUUCUUCACCAAACACAUUUUUUCACACAUUUCUUUUAUGAACAGAUACAAACUUAAUCAACUUGUCCUAUGGGUAGAUUGCCUGUGCCCCCCUUUCCAUUGCAAUCUGUACAUUUGCCACAUAUAUCUAAGGCCUGCUAAAACCUAUUUGAAACCUCAUAAAUGGCAACUAACCCAUCUUAAAGGGAUUUUCUAGACGUCAUAACCAUUUGAGCUUAUUGAGUGUUUAUUAUUAAUAAAGUGCCUGUCUUGAACCAAGGAGUGCCUGGACCACUAUUAUUUUGCAAUUAACCCUUGUCAUUUGAAGAGUCCAGAUGUACACCUUCUAGCUCACAUCACACAAUGCACCUUAUUUCAAGGCACAUGUACAUUCUGCUCCCAAAGGGAUAGCUUUUGGUUUCCCAUAGACUGACACAGUCUCUGUAAUGACUGGUGCAGAAUACACAAGUUUUUCACAAUAUCAACCAUCACAGAGAAAGAGUGAGUCAGGGGCAUUUCUGGGGGGGCUGCCAAGCGCUGGAGCCCAGUGUAGGGUUCUGAAAACCAUUGGACCAUUUCAUUGUUAGACCCAAGUUCUGUGUAAUACUGAGAGAUAAAAUAACUCUAAUUAUAUCAUUUAUGGCAGUGCCAUUUUAUAUUUAUAGUACACAUUAGUUAGUGAUUGUUUUUAGGAGAGGUUUAAGUCAACAUAUGUAGAACUAAGGUAUAAGAGAAAAAAAGGUCUAGGGAAUUGAUGAGGCAAAAUUUACUGAAACUCAACAGUCAGCCAGUUUCGACCUAAAUGGUCUUUUUAAAGCUACAUUUAGUUGAAAUGUUGCUAUUUGUUA
Pelobates cultripes (western spadefoot toad) is the source of this 28762-nucleotide messenger RNA. Lineage: Eukaryota; Metazoa; Chordata; Amphibia; Anura; Pelobatidae. The record is from the annotation of a GenBank genome assembly.